This is a messenger RNA of Zonotrichia albicollis (white-throated sparrow), 2276 nucleotides long. The record is from RefSeq and is a predicted model, not a curated record. NCBI's taxonomy places the organism in Eukaryota, Metazoa, Chordata, Aves, Passeriformes, Passerellidae.
GCAGGCGGAUGGGCGGAAGGUGCUGCGCUCCAGCAUCCGCGAGUUCCUGUGCAGCGAGGCCAUGUUCCACCUGGGGAUCCCGACCACCCGCGCCGGCACCUGCGUCACCUCCGACUCCAGAGUCCUUCGGGACAUCUUUUAUGAUGGGAACCCAAAACAUGAAAGGUGUACAGUCGUUCUGAGAAUAGCCUCUACAUUUAUAAGGUUUGGCUCUUUUGAAAUUUUUAAGCCCCCUGAUGAGUACACAGGACGCAAGGGUCCCAGCGUGAACCGAAAUGACAUUCGAAUACAGAUGCUCGAUUAUGUGAUCAGCACUUUCUACCCAGAAAUCCAGGAGGCUCAUUCAGGCAACACUGUUCAGAGGAAUGCUGCUUUCUUCAAAGAGGUCACCAGGCGCACGGCGAGGCUGGUUGCGGAGUGGCAGUGUGUGGGGUUUUGCCAUGGCGUGCUGAAUACAGAUAACAUGAGCAUUGUUGGACUGACCAUUGACUAUGGCCCUUUUGGCUUUAUGGACAGGUAUGACCCUGAGCAUGUGUGCAAUGGUUCUGAUAACACAGGGCGCUAUGCCUACAACAAACAGCCUGAGAUUUGCAAGUGGAACCUGGGGAAACUUGCUGAAGCUUUAGUUCCAGAGCUGCCCUUGGAAAUAAGCCAACUCAUCCUGGAGGAGGAAUAUGAUGCAGAAUUUGAGAAACACUAUUUGCAGAAGAUGAGAAAAAAACUAGGCCUAAUCCAACUGGAAUUAGAAGAAGAUAGCAAGCUGGUGUCUGAACUGCUUGAAACCAUGCAUCUCACAGCUGGAGACUUCACAAAUAUUUUUUACUUGCUGAGUUCAUUCUCAGUAGACAUUGAUCCUUCAAAAUUUGAAGAUUUCUUAGAAGAGCUUACAAGUCAGUGUGCUUCUGUGGAAGAGUUGAAAGUUGUUUUUAAACCACAGAUGGAUCCAAGACAGCUGUCAAUGAUGCUGAUGUUGGCUCAGUCUAACCCUCAGCUGUUAGCAUUAAUUGGAACAAAAGCUAAUAUAAAUAAAGAGCUGGAACGCAUUGAACAGUUCUCCAAACUGCAGCAGUUAACAGCAGAUGAUUUACUUAGCAGAAAUAAAAGACACUGGAAGGAAUGGCUGGAGAAAUACAGAGUUCGUUUGCAGAAGGAAAUAGAAAGUGUUGGUAAUGCUGAUGCCUGGAACACUGAGCGUGUCAAAGUCAUGAAUUCAAACAAUCCAAAAUAUAUCUUGAGGAAUUACAUUGCCCAGAAUGCCAUAGAAGCAGCUGAAAAUGGGGAUUUCUCAGAGGUAAGAAAGGUACUGAAGCUUUUAGAACAUCCAUUCCAAGAAGCAGAAGGGUUCCAGGAGGUGAAGGAGGAUGCAGAAGAGGAGGGAGCAGCUGCAGCAGCUGCUUGUUCUCAGGAGAGCAGAAGCAAACAAUCCUAUUGCAGCAAACCUCCGCUCUGGGCUUCGGAGCUCUGCGUUACGUGAUCUUCAUAACUGCCUUGCUUUGUUUUUUGCUGUCAACUGAAGACUCUGAUCCUCCUUCAGCAGUGAAGAAUUCAGCAAGGCAAACAUCAAAGUGCUAUUAAGUUAUUGAAACAACACUACAUUUGGAUGCAUCUGCAGCAGUCUUCAGCUGUGCUUAACUUGAAGGAAUUGUGGAUCUUGGAACAGACCAGUGACAAUCAACAGCCCAUACACAUCAGUAAUAUAAAUGUUUAAAGACCCAAAGUCUUUCCUUUAUCCUCACUACAUUGCAAGUUAAAAGCAGUAUUUUAUCUUGAGGCAGGCUGAACUUCAAUCAUCCAAAUGGAAUUGUUGUUAUGUGAAGACAAAAAUAGCAAGUCAGGAAUCUGAUCUGUUUUUGUCUGAUGUCUUAACUAAUAGUACUUCUGGUAUUUAUUUACUGCUUUCUCUAUGCAGAAACUUUUAGUCCUCUUUAAUGGAGGAACAGAUUCAGUGUUGCUUGUUUGAAGCUAUGUUUCAUUUAAUUAAGUAGUUCAUUUCUUCUGAACCUUCAGAUUGGUAUUUAAUCCUUAUCUAUUUUCUGAGAAUGUGUGCAGGCUAGAAUUUGGGGGGAGCAAUUGAAUUUUUUUAAGAGCAGAAUUAAGGGAGAUUACAUACAUCUGCACUUGAAAACUUUGUGGUGAAGUUUAUUCAGGUUCAGUAUGUUUGCACACAACACCCAUAGAUAUCUGCUAAACUCAGGAGUGCAGUUUGUAACUCAAUUGCCUUGGGCAGGAUCCAUAAGCCAAAUUAGCUUGAGCCUUAAACUACCCCAGCACUCAGA